Molecule: messenger RNA, 1477 nt
Organism: Leptopilina heterotoma
Lineage: Eukaryota; Metazoa; Arthropoda; Insecta; Hymenoptera; Figitidae
Gene: bys
Product: bystin
Exons: 3
Coding region: 100-1392 (430 amino acids)
Biological process (GO): rRNA processing
Cellular component (GO): nucleolus; preribosome, small subunit precursor; cytoplasm
Molecular function (GO): snoRNA binding
Source: RefSeq, a predicted model, not a curated record
AAUUGACAUUUCCGUAAAAUAGGUUAGGUUUACACGUGUUUUGUCAAUUUCUGUUUGAUAAAAUAGUAAAUAUUUUGAGUACUUUUCUAAACGAGAAAAAUGGGAAAAGCAAAGAAAAUUAAAGUAUCAAAAGGAGAGAAAAAUGUGCCAAAAGUUGGUCUCGCUGAUCAGAUGGAAGACGAUAAAGCAGUAAAAAUGAAAAACAGAAAGAAAGUCAGAAUACGUAAUGAUGAGGAUGAAGAGGUUGUCGAUUCAUCUUUAACACAAAAAAUUCUUUCGCAAGCACGAAAACAACAAAUGGAAAUAGAGGAAGAAUUUCAUGGUAAAUCAUCAAAAGAAUCAAUAAAACGAAUAACAAAACUCGGUGAUGAUUUAAGCGAUUCAGACGAUGAGGAAUUGAGUGAUAACGAAGGUCACGCAUAUUAUGAAGACAUUGAAAUUAAUGAGGAUGAUGAGAAGGCCCUGCAAAUGUUUAUGGAUCGAGAUCGUGCACCGGCAAGAACAUUGGCCGAUAUUAUAAUGGAAAAACUGACUGAGAAAAAAACAGAAAUUGAUACACAAUUUUCUGACAUUGGCUCAAUGCAAAUACAAGAUAUAGAUCCACGUGUUGUGUCACUGUAUGAAGGUGUACGCGAUGUUCUCGCGAAUUACCGCUCUGGAAAAUUACCCAAGGCAUUUAAGGUUGUGCCAAAUUUACGUAAUUGGGAACAAAUUCUCUACGUUACAGAUCCAUCGAAAUGGUCCGCCGCUGCAAUGUAUCAGGCCACGAGAAUAUUCGCCUCAAAUAUGAAGGACAAUAUGGCACAAAAAUUCUACAAUUUAGUUCUAUUGCCACGUAUUCGUGAUGAUAUUGCCGAAUACAAGAGAUUAAAUUUUCAUUUAUAUCAAGCACUCAUGAAAGCUUUGUAUAAGCCCAGUGCAUUUAUGAAAGGAUUUUUGAUUCCUUUAUUAGAGUCAGGAAAUUGUACACUUCGAGAAGCUGUUCUUGUUGGCUCAGUUAUUACAAAAAGAUCAAUACCAAUCCUUCAUUCAGCUGCGGCUAUAUUGAAAAUUGCCGAAAUGGAUUAUACCGGUGCUAAUAGUAUCUUUUUGAGAAUAUUUUUUGACAAAAAAUAUGCUCUACCUUAUCGAGUUGUCGAUGGAGCUGUUUUUCAUUUUCUAAGAUUUAGAAACGAUCGACGUGUACUGCCAGUUUUGUGGCAUCAAGCAUUUCUAACGUUCGUUCAACGUUACAAAAGUGACAUUAGCUCGGAGCAAAAGGAAUCAUUACUUGAAUUAUUGAAACAUCAAUCACAUCCGGUAAUGAUCCAGGAAAUAAGAAGAGAAUUGCAACACGCGAAAUGUCGGGAUUCGGAAAUUACGGAACCAAUUCCGGAACCAAUGAUGGAUUGAUAUAAAAAUUUAGAUAAAACUAGAUAUAUUGCUUUAAUAUAAGAAAAUACUAAAAAACAAUAAAAGGAAUAUUUUAAAUGUUAAA